CCCUUAACCCAGAUGAUAGAUACUUGACAUAGUAGCCAUAAAGCAGCAGCUGGGACACGAUGGAACAGACAUCUUUUCUACAUUAUGAACAUGCCUAUGUAGCAAUGAAGCGGGAUUAUAGUAUUGAAACAGCCACACUGUAAUCAUCACCGACGUCAUGCAGGUGCUCCGGCCAUCACUUCCCCCACUUCAGUCAACUCCAUGACUUCCCCCACCUCAGUCAACUCCAUGAUUUCCCCUAUCUCAGUCAACUCCAUGACUUCCCCCAUUUCAGUCAACUCCAUGACUUCCCCCACCUCAGUCAACUCCAUGACUUCCCCCACCUCAGUCAACUCCAUGACUUCCCCCAUUUCAGUCAACUCCAUGACUUCCCCCACCUCAGUCAACUCCAUGACUUCCCCCACCUCAGUCAACUCCAUGAUUUCCCCCAUCUCAGUCAACUCCAUGACUUCCCCCAUUUCAGUCAACUCCAUGACUUCCCCCACCUCAGUCAACUCCAUGACUUCCCCCACCUCAGUCAACUCCAUGACUUCCCCCAUUUCAGUCAACUCCAUGACUUCCCCCAUUUCAGUCAACUCCAUGACUUCCCCCAUUUCAGUCAACUCCAUGACUUCCCCCACCUCAGUCAACUCCAUGACUUCCCCCACCUCAGUCAACUCCAUGACUUCCCCCACCUCAGUCAACUCCAUGACUUCCCCCAUUUCAGUCAACUCCAUGACUUCCCCCAUUUCAGUCAACUCCAUGACUUCCCCCACCUCAGUCAACUCCAUGACUUCCCCCACCUCAGUCAACUCCAUGACUUCCCCCACCUCAGUCAACUCCAUGACUUCCCCCAUUUCAGUCAACUCCAUGACUUCCCCCAUUUCAGUCAACUCCAUGACUUUCCCCACCUCAGUCAACUCCAUGACUUCCCCCAUCUCAGUCAACUCCAUGACUUCCCCCACCUUAGCCAACUCCAAUGUACCAAGUGGAUGUCAGAUGUGUUUUAAACAUUGAUUGUGCAGAAAUCUGCGUUUCUUUCUGUCCUUUCACCGAUUUGGAGGCUAGCGAUGACAGAACUCCACAGGGGAAGCUGGUGUGAAAACACUGGCGGGUUAUCCAGUGUUUACCCAGCUGUCAAAUAUAACUAACAGAAAAGGGAAACACUUGUCUCCGUUUGUUUGGUUGCUCAGGAUACCGGACUCUCUCCCAACAUGGCCGUUUAAUUACGUGUUCGUGUCAUGUUUGACAGAAGGGAAACACACAGCUCUCAGUCAGUCCAUUUGGGGAGGAGAGUGGGUGGCCUAGACAGGCACAGUGAAGGACCUGUGUUCCCUCAGACCCCGGUCAGUCUGGGUUCCCUCAGACCCCGGUCAGUGUGGGUUCCCUCAGACCCCGGUCAGUGUGGGUUCCCUCAGACCCCGGUCAGUGUGGGUUCCCUCAGACCCCGGUCAGUGUGGGUUCCCUCAGACCCCGGUCAGUGUGGGUUCCCUCGGACCCCGGUCUGUGUGGGUUCCUUCGGACCACGGUCAGUGUGGGUUCCCUCAGUCCCCGGUCAGUGUGGGUUCCUUCGGACCCCGGUCAGUGUGGGUUCCCUCGGACCCCGGUCAGUGUGGGUUCCCAGUCAGUGUGAGUUCCCAGUCAGUGUGGGUUCCCUCAGCCCUGGUUUGUGUGAGUUCCCAGUCAGUGAGGGUUCCCUCAGACCCUGGUCAGUAUGAGUUCCCAGUCAGUGUGAGUUCCCAGUCAGUGAGGGUUACCUCAGACCCUGCUCAGUGUGGGUUCCCAGUCAGUGUUGGUUCCCUCAGACCCAGUCUGUGUGAGUUCCCAGUCAGUGUGAGUUCCCAGUCAGUGAGGGUUCCCUCAGACCCUGGUCAGUGUGGGUUCCCAGUCAGUGUGGGUUCCCUCAGACCCGGGCAGUAUGCUCAUCAUUUACACGUCAGGGCCGCUGUGGUGUUGUCAGUGUUCAGACCAACAGACUAGCCUGUGACCUGCAUGCCAAGGGUAGCCAACUGGCAAAUCCUUGAGUCACUGGCAAACUGCCUCUUCUCCACUCCUAAUCCAGCCCAGGAAGUUUGUAGAGCAGACAGACUGGACUUUAAUAUGGCUCUUUGGCCGUAUUAGGGAGAAACGACAGGACAAACAUAAUAAAUGUUUCUGCAUGCUACAUAACUGAAUUUCAAAUAAGUAUGUGUCAGUGAGUGUGUAGUAUGAGAUACUAGAUAGGAACGAAUGAAAAAACCAAAUGAAAAGUGUUGUGUAGCCAUAGUCUGGCCCAGACCCCCAUCCCUCUUCUCUCCAGCAGGGAGGGGGGAUCUUGGGGAACAGGUGGCUGUGGUGUCCCCAGGCCCAGCUGGUCUUGUCCCACUCACUGAGGAAGUGGGACUUAACAUGCGCCCAGUUCUAAGCCAAGUACAAACUCAUCUAUUCCUGGCACAAUGUGGCUCCAUGCAGCCUGGCCUGUCUUGCACCAACUGCCAUGCGAUAUGGCGAUAGACGCAGCCCACCACAGAUGAAACAGAGCUGGCCUAAGGGGAGAAGCCCUGGUCCUCUUAUCUGAGAGUAUGAUACAUUGGCAAGUCUGACUCCAUCACCAUCAGCGUGUGGAACCACAAGAAGAUCCACAAGAAGCAGGGGGCCGGCUUCCUGGGCUGUGUGCGCCUGCUGUCCAACGCCAUCAACCGCCUCAAAGACACAGGCUAUCAGAGGCUGGACAUGAACAAGCUGGGCCCCAAUGACAGUGACACAGUGAGGGGUCAGAUAGUAGUGAGCCUGCAGUCCAGAGACCGGAUAGGCUCAGGAGGCCCUGUGGUUGACUGCAGUCGUCUGUUUGACAAUGACCUGCCAGAUGGCUGGGAGGAGCGGAGGACUGCGUCUGGCAGGAUCCAGUACUUGAACCACAUCACGCGCACUACACAGUGGGAGAGGCCUACCAGCCUCCCUGAGCUUGGUGUCCCUCUUCGCCUUCUCCCCGUUCCCUCCAGGCCUGCAUCAGAGUACUCCAGCCCCGGCCGGCCUCUCAGCUGCAUCGUGGACGAGAACACGCCUAUCCUGAGCACCAAUGGGGACACGCCCACCGUCCCGUGCGUGCCGUCCAGUGACCAGCGGGCCCAGGAGAGACGCGUCCGCUCCCAAAGACACCGGAACUACAUGAGCAGGACACACCUGCACACACCGCCAGACCUGCCCGAGGGAUACGAGCAGAGGACCACGCAGCAGGGCCAGGUGUACUUCCUCCACACCCAGACAGGAGUCAGCACUUGGCAUGACCCUCGGGUGCCCAGAGACCUAAGUAAUGUAAACUGUGAGGAGCUGGGUCCACUGCCCCCUGGCUGGGAAAUUAGGAACACAGCUACCGGACGGGUCUACUUCGUCGAUCACAACAACCGCACCACGCAGUUCACCGACCCGCGGCUUUCAGCCAACCUGCAUCUAGUCCUCAACCCAAGCCCUAACAGUUCCCGUGGCUGCAUCGAAAAUCAGAACAGUCAGAUCAGCCGUCAGAACCAGCUGAAGGAGCAGGCACAGCAGGUGCUGGUGUCUCCGGGUAAUCUGCCAGAGGAAGCAGAGUGCCUCACGGUGCCCAAAUACAAGAGGGACCUGGUGCAGAAGCUGAAGAUCCUCCGCCAGGAGCUGUCCCAGCAACAGCCUCAGGCAGGCCACUGCCGUAUAGAAGUGUCCCGUGAGGAGAUCUUUGAGGAGUCUUAUCGACAGGUGAUGAAGAUGAGGCCUAAGGACCUGUGGAAGAGAUUGAUGGUGAAGUUUAAAGGGGAGGAGGGGCUGGAUUACGGAGGGGUGGCCAGGGAGUGGCUGUAUCUUUUGUCCCAUGAGAUGCUGAAUCCAUACUAUGGCCUGUUCCAGUACUCCCGUGACGACAUAUACACCCUACAGAUUAACCCAGACUCCGCCGUAAACCCGGAGCAUCUGUCCUACUUCCACUUUGUGGGUCGUAUCAUGGGCAUGGCGGUGUUCCACGGCCACUACAUCGACGGGGGCUUCACCCUGCCCUUCUACAAGCAGCUUCUGGGUAAACCCAUCACCCUGGGCGACAUGGAGUCCGUGGACCCGGACCUCCACAACAGUCUCGUCUGGAUCCUGGACAAUGACAUCACAGGAGUGCUGGACCACACCUUCUGUGUGGAGCACAAUGCCUACGGGGAGAUCAUACAGCACGAACUCAAACCCAAUGGCAAGAGCAUCCAGGUUACCCAGGACACCAAGAAGGAGUAUGUCAGACUGUAUGUGAACUGGCGUUUCCUGCGAGGCAUCGAGGCCCAGUUCCUGGCCCUGCAGAAGGGCUUCAACGAGGUCAUCCCACAGCAUCUUCUCAAGGCCUUCGACGAGAAGGAGCUGGAGCUCAUAGUGUGUGGCCUGGGCAAGAUCGACAUCAAUGACUGGAAGUCCAACACCAGGCUGAAGCACUGCACCGCUGACAGCAACAUCGUCAAGUGGUUCUGGAGGGCCGUGGAGUCUUACGACGAGGAGCGCCGGGCCAGGCUGCUGCAGUUUGUCACCGGCUCCUCCAGGGUGCCCCUACAGGGCUUCAAAGCCCUCCAAGGUGCAGCGGGCCCACGACUCUUCACCAUCCACCAGAUCGACGCCAGCUCCAACAACCUGCCCAAAGCCCACACCUGCUUCAACCGGAUCGACAUUCCUCCCUAUGAGCACUAUGACAAGCUUUAUGACAAGCUUCUCACUGCCAUCGAGGAGACGUGUGGCUUUGCUGUGGAGUGAAACGCUGCUAACACAGCAGUCGGCAGGAAUAAGGAGCGAAGGAAUGGCCCCACCAUCCAGUCCACCCAGGGAAAGAAGGGGCGUCUACGGUCCCAUGGCCCAAGGAGGGGAAUGUGACCAGGCCGAGAGGGGGAGGCAGAGGACACCAGAGCUAGUUAUCUGGUCCUGUCCAGUGGUCUCUCCUCAUGUCCCUUCUUUUUACAAAAUAAAAAAAAACAUUUUCAGCUGCUAAUAAUUCAGACUAUUUACUAACUUGUAGAACCUGCUUAAAUUGCUGGCUCUUCCCUUUUUUGUGUAAGUUCCUUUUUAGCGUUUUAAAACCAGUCAGUAUUCCAUUUAACACCCGACCGUCGUACCAAGCUGUACAGGAGGUCUACACCUGAACAAAACAAUGGCCACAAAAACAACACUAGUAUCACUGGUUUGAUGGAGUACAGGGUUAUACACAACACUGAACUAUGCAUGUAUGUUUGGAGGCACCCAGGCUCUUUAGUGGGGCCUGAGUCCACCUCUUCCACCUAAGCCUCUCGUGGGUUACCUGUCAUCACACAGAGGCUGGAUUUUCGGGGAAACAUGUUCAGAACUGGAUCUUAUGGAGAUAGGCAUCCAGAUCCCCACUGUCUAUUACCCUCCAAAGAAAGCAAGGGCCCCUUCUCAGGCGCUUCCAAGCAACCAGUGCUGAAGUCUGUCCCACGUCUGACACCUAAGCUUUUUUUGAAAAUGAAAUGGAUAAAUAGCAUGAAAGGUGUUAUUUUUAUAUAGCGGGAAAAUUUAAAAAAUAAACACUAAAAUUAUAUAAUAUAUAUAAUUUAUUGCUGUUAUUCCAGAAAUCUUUGCCAUUAUUCCAGAAGAAAAAUACUAACGUUUUAGAUGUUCAAAGUUUAACUGUUUAUAUUAGGGACAAGUUGUGAAAACAGAGUUAGGCUUGAAUUCAGUUCACCUAGAUUGCUGUGUGGGAGAUCUUUCCAUGGCCUGUCUCCUACACGGUAAGUGUACGGGUGGUCUUAAAGGCAGAUUGUCUUUUAUACACACAGUCUUCUGAGUGCCAUUAUAUUUUUCAGUUGUUUAGAUAUUAACUGAACCUUUAAAUUCUGGGGACAUCGUCCUAUAGGUACAUAUGGUAGUGUAUGCGCGGUGUGUUGCACGGGUCCUUCUCAUGAAUAGGCAGACCGGCGAAAAGUUCCCUGCUUCUCUCAUGCAUGUUGUUAGGUGGACAUUAUACACAACAUACAUUUUUCUAAGUGCUACAUUUGCCAUUGUGGCAAAUAACUACUUCUGGUUGUGGUCUUCUGGUGCUAAAUACAGUAGCUAAUUUAUUUCAUGAGAUUGGCAAAGUUGGUGCAUGGAGAAGCAAACAAAAAAACUGCAUCGAAUUGAACAGACAUCACUCAGACUUAAAGAUAUAAUCUCAGGAGAUGUCAUAUUAUUUGUUGUAGAACUUCUGAGCUGACUUGGUCAGAUACAAAACAUUUUCCUCUAAUGGUUGGAUGUCUUAUACAGUACAUUGUGUUAAGGGGCUAAGAUGUCCACUCGUCAUUUGUAAAUGUAACCUAACAAUAGACCUUGAUGUGUUUUUUCAGUUUCCACAUUGAACAUAAAUAUAAAUGCAACAAUUUGAGAGAUUUCACAGAGUAACAGUUCAUAUAAGGAAAUUGAAAUGAAUCCAUUAGGUCCACUUGUGAAAUACGCUUUUUGUAGUUAUGGAGUAUUUCCAGGAUAUUUUCUUUCAGCUCAUGAAAAAUGGGACCAACACUUCACUUGUUGCAUUAUUAUUUUUCUAUAUGUAUAUAUCUCCAUAUUGGCUAUAAUUUAAAUCUAAAUUAAUGAAAUAAUCCCCAAUUUCUACUUGCCUGAGUCUAGCUCUCCCUUUUUUACGCUGCCUUUCUACAGUAGCAAUCUGACCGUGGACUGUUCUAUAAGUUUGGAUACAUUUAAAAUGCUCAUCUAUUCUUUUUAUUUGUGUCUGCUAAGUGAACAUUUCGCCAUUGAAAAUGUCAUCAGAUGGUGCUUUGUGUUAUGAUUUGAAAUUGUUCAUAUGUGGAUCUCAACCUGUUAUUUAAGUAGAAAUAUUCUCAAAAAGAAUGCACACAGUUUCCGUAUGUAAUGGUUAUAUGUCUAUUUUACGUACAAGAUAGCUUAUGUGCUGAAGGAUUUUAUAUAUAACAUUUACUCUACAGUCAAUUGCACACUGAUCUCCUUACAGUCUGUUUGUUUUUACAUCUCAGUUUGCAUUACUCCAUAGCUGCUUCUAUAAAAAAAAAUUGAACCUUUUAUUAACAAGUCGAAGUUGGGAUGCAGCUUUCUGUUGCUUUGUUUUUUAGCAUGAUCCACUAGCAGAACUAUAUCUCCUAUAGCUGACUGAUGCAAUUUGAUGUACGUAACACUAUCAUUUUUGUAAGAGUUUUAUUUUUGUGUGUAAUUAGUCAAAUUAAACUUGCUUUUGUCUACUGAUA
Messenger RNA from Esox lucius (northern pike), 7163 nucleotides. RefSeq names its product SMAD specific E3 ubiquitin protein ligase 2 (gene smurf2). Lineage: Eukaryota; Metazoa; Chordata; Actinopteri; Esociformes; Esocidae. The record is from RefSeq and is a predicted model, not a curated record. Gene Ontology annotation, biological process: ubiquitin-dependent protein catabolic process; negative regulation of BMP signaling pathway. The transcript has 18 exons. Bases 2692 to 4710 code for a protein of 672 amino acids. Gene Ontology annotation, molecular function: ubiquitin protein ligase activity; protein binding.